Molecule: messenger RNA, 2650 nt
Organism: Girardinichthys multiradiatus
Lineage: Eukaryota; Metazoa; Chordata; Actinopteri; Cyprinodontiformes; Goodeidae
Gene: stxbp1b
Product: syntaxin binding protein 1b
Exons: 20
Coding region: 67-1878 (603 amino acids)
Biological process (GO): neurotransmitter secretion; vesicle-mediated transport; intracellular protein transport
Cellular component (GO): plasma membrane; secretory granule
Molecular function (GO): syntaxin binding
Source: RefSeq, a predicted model, not a curated record
GAAGCCUGUUUGUCCCGAUAAGCGCUGCAGCAGUCGGAGCUGCGCGCAGUGCGGACAGGACGCGUCAUGGCACCGCUCGGACUGAAAGCAAUUGCUGGAGAAAAGAUAAUGAACAAUGUGAUUAAGAAGGCAAGAGAAAAAGGAAUGUGGAAGGUCCUGGUGGUGGACAAGCUGACCAUGAGAAUGGUUUCCUCCUGCUGUAGGAUGACAGACAUCAUGUCAGAGGGAAUCACCAUUGUAGAAGACAUAACCAAGAGGCGGGAGCCUCUGCCCAGCAUGGAGGCCAUCUACUUAAUCACACCAUCAGAUGAGUCUGUUGAGGGUCUAAUUGAGGACUUCAGAGACCCUCAGUCUCCGAGGUACCGAGCGGCCCAUGUCUUCUUCACCGACACAAUCCCAGACUCCUUGUUUGGACUGCUGACCAAAUCUCGCGCCUCCAAAGCCAUGAAGGCCUUGACUGAGAUCCACAUAGCCUUUCUACCCUACGAGUCUCAGGUCUUCUCACUGGAUAAAGUGGAUUCCUUUCAGGACUUCUACAGCCCCUUCAAGGCUGAUGUGAAGAAUAACAUGUUGGAGCGUUGUGCUGAACAGAUAGCCACCCUCUGUGCAACGCUCAAAGAGUAUCCCGGAGUCCGAUACAGAGGGGAGUACAAAGACUGUGAAGUUCUUGCCCAGAUGCUUCAGGAGAAACUGGAUGGAUACAAGGCUGAUGACCCCACCAUGGGAGAGGGUCCAGACAAAUGUCGCACCCAGCUACUGAUUCUGGAUCGUGGCUUUGACCCUGUGUCCCCUCUCCUGCAUGAGCUCACAUUGCAGGCCAUGACCUAUGACUUGCUGGGCAUUGAAAAUGAUGUCUACAGAUAUGAAACCAGUGGGAUGGGAGAGACCAGAAUGAAGGAGGUUGUUCUGGAUGAGGAUGAUGAUCUGUGGCUGACUCUUAGACACAAACACAUCGCUGAGGUGUCGACGGCUGUAACCCGCUCUCUGAAAGAAUUCUCUGCCAGCAAAAAGAUGAACACAGGAGAAAAGACCACCAUGAAGGAGCUGUCUCAGAUGCUAAAGAAGAUGCCUCAGUAUCAGAAGGAACUCAGCAAGUAUUCAACCCAUCUCCACCUUGCAGAGGACUGUAUGAACCACUACCAGGGCACAGUGGACAAACUGUGCCGUGUAGAGCAGGAUUUGGCAAUGGGCACAGAUGCAGAAGGUGAGAAGAUCAAGGAUCCCAUGAGGCUCAUUGUUCCAGUCCUCCUGGAUGCCAACGUCAGCGUGUCUGACAAGAUCCGCAUCAUCCUGCUCUACAUCUUCCUUAAGAAUGGUGUGACUGAGGAGAACCUGUGUAAGCUCCUGCAGCAUGCUAACAUCCCACCUGAGGACAGUGACAUCAUUUCCAACAUGGCCCACAUGGGCAUUCCCAUUGUCUCCGAGGGAAUCACAAAGAAGGCCAAGAAACCCGAUCGUAAGGAACGGAUCAGUGAGCAGACCUACCAGCUCUCUAGAUGGACACCGCUCAUCAAAGAUCUCAUUGAGGAUGCAAUUGAAGACAAACUUGACCCAAAACAAUACCCAUACAUCUCCCAGCGACAAGUUUCUGCCAAAGCCAGUGCUCCUUCGAGUGCUCGCUAUGGUAACUGGCACAAGAACAGAGGCCCCACAGAGAUGAAGACAGGUCCCAGGAUCAUAGUCUUCAUAAUCGGAGGCAUGGCAUACAGUGAGAUACGUUGUGUGUAUGAGGUCACACAGGCCAAUGGCAAAUGGGAGGCUCUGAUUGGUUCCACCCACAUCCUCACACCCCCCAAAUACCUAAAGGAUCUGCAGCACCCAGACUUCUUGGAUCCCAACGCCCUAGCAGAGGGCCCAGAGGAAACACCUGCACAAUAAAAGGCAUUUUAAAGAUCUACAGAUACCCCCCCCCCCCGACUCGCCUUCUUAAAACCCUGCAAGAAUGGAGAAAGAAGAGUGGCCGGGUUAAUGUGUUCCUUUAUCAGCACCCAUAACUCAAAGCUUUGUGUCGCCAGUGUCAACCUCCCACCCCAAGCGUAGCACUUCAUGUUGUAUACUGUUGAGCCACUGUUACCUGAAGCUGUCGUUUAAAUGAUGAGUUUGUUGGAUUUGCUGUGCUGAGUUUUGUUGCAGCUUGUUUGUGACAUAUAGGGAGCUUUUAUGGAUUCAGUAAGUUAUGUGAAUUAGUUUAGCUAACAGGAUGGUAUGCAGGGACCAAUAUACUUCUUUUUCAAAGAGAUUUAUAUGUAACAAAAUAGUAGAGCGUCUCUUAGAAGCAAACAUGCUAUAAUAGUCAUCAGAUUCCCUGUACUAUGAUCCGUUUGACCACAGAAAUGCCAGCAAAAAGCCAUUCUGUUAAGGAUGGUUUAGCUUUAGCGCCACCAUUUGGGUUGUCUUUUGUAUUGUCUCCAUAGUCAGCAGUGUCUCCAUAGUCAGUAGUGUUUUGAUCCUGUAGUGAUGCAGUUACCUUUUAGCUCCCUGUGUUUGUUCCUAAUGUUGUUGUUUGUUUUUAUUGUAUGGUAACACUUUAUUUGAAAUCUAUUAUCAGAUAAGACUGAUGUGGUUAUGAACACAAAACGAUGUUGCUGUUAUUGUUUUCUGCAUUUGUGAACAGUUAAUAAGCUAAUAAAGUGGCUUCUGUUAAGAAUCA